Messenger RNA from Antechinus flavipes (yellow-footed antechinus), 3972 nucleotides. RefSeq names its product solute carrier family 9 member A6 (gene SLC9A6). Gene Ontology annotation, biological process: sodium ion transport; regulation of pH; proton transmembrane transport. The transcript has 16 exons. Gene Ontology annotation, cellular component: recycling endosome; membrane. The record is from RefSeq and is a predicted model, not a curated record. Gene Ontology annotation, molecular function: sodium:proton antiporter activity. The coding region runs from base 23 to 2131 and encodes 702 amino acids. NCBI's taxonomy places the organism in Eukaryota, Metazoa, Chordata, Mammalia, Dasyuromorphia, Dasyuridae.
UGGCAUUGGGGCUGGGGGAACCAUGGCACUAGGCGCCUGGCGGAGAGCUCCCGUGCGCGGCAGCGGCAGCUCGGGCUCUCGAACCCCUGCGCGCGGGCGGCUGCUCUGGCUGUUGUUGGCAGUUGGCGCUUGUGGCUGGGCGGGUGCCCAGGACGGUGGCGGAGCCGGAGCUGUAGGGGCCAUGGAGGAGGAGAUCGUGUCCGAGAAGCAGGCGGAGGCGAGCCACCGGCAAGACAGCGCCAAUCUGCUCAUCUUCAUCUUGCUCCUCACCCUCACUAUCCUCACCAUAUGGCUCUUCAAGCACCGACGGGCCCGUUUUCUGCACGAGACUGGCCUGGCUAUGAUUUACGGGCUUUUGGUGGGCUUGGUGCUUCGAUAUGGCGUUCAUGUUCCAAGCGAUGUUAAUAAUGUGACAUUAAGCUGUCAAAUGCAGACAAGUCCGGCUACCUUAUUAGUGAAUGUUAGUGGAAAAUUUUAUGAAUAUACACUGAAAGGAGAGAUCAGUUCACAUGAACUCAAUAACGUUCAAGACAAUGAAAUGCUUAGGAAGGUAACUUUUGAUCCCGAAGUAUUUUUCAAUAUCUUACUUCCUCCAAUUAUAUUUUAUGCAGGAUACAGUCUGAAACGGAGACAUUUCUUCCGCAACCUUGGGUCAAUCCUAGCAUAUGCUUUUCUUGGGACAGCCAUUUCUUGUUUUGUGAUAGGGUCAAUUAUGUAUGGCUGUGUAACCUUGAUGAAAGCAACAGGACAGCUCGGUGGUGAUUUCUAUUUCACCGACUGCUUAUUAUUUGGCGCCAUCGUGUCAGCAACCGAUCCAGUGACUGUUCUUGCCAUAUUCCACGAACUUCAAGUGGAUGUUGAACUCUACGCGCUUCUCUUUGGAGAAAGUGUCCUUAAUGAUGCUGUUGCUAUAGUAUUGUCUUCUUCUAUCGUGGCCUAUCAGCCAGCUGGAGACAAUAGCCACACAUUUGAUGUGACAGCCAUGUUUAAGUCUAUUGGAAUCUUCCUGGGGAUAUUCAGUGGUUCCUUUGCUAUGGGAGCUGCCACUGGAGUGGUCACAGCUUUGGUGACGAAGUUCACCAAACUGCGAGAGUUCCACUUGCUGGAAACAGGGCUGUUCUUCUUGAUGUCCUGGAGUACUUUCCUUCUGGCCGAAGCCUGGGGUUUCACUGGUGUAGUGGCGGUCUUGUUUUGUGGCAUCACACAGGCACACUAUACGUACAACAACUUGUCUCCGGAUUCUCAGCAUAGAACCAAGCAGUUGUUUGAGCUUCUCAAUUUCUUGGCGGAAAAUUUCAUCUUCUCAUACAUGGGACUGACACUCUUCACUUUCCAAAACCAUGUCUUUAACCCGACCUUCGUGGUAGGCGCUUUUCUUGCCAUUUUCUUGGGAAGAGCUGCCAAUAUUUAUCCUUUAUCCUUUUUACUUAAUUUGGGCAGAAGAAAUAAGAUCGGAUCAAAUUUCCAACAUAUGAUGAUGUUUGCUGGUCUUCGUGGUGCGAUGGCCUUUGCCUUGGCCAUUCGGGACACUGCCACCUAUGCAAGGCAGAUGAUGUUCAGCACAACACUCCUGAUUGUGUUUUUUACUGUGUGGGUGUUUGGUGGGGGCACCACGGCCAUGUUGUCAUGUCUAAACAUCCGCGUUGGAGUUGAUUCAGAUCAGGAUCAACUGAGUUUCCCGGAAAAUGAAAGAAGGAACACCAAAGCUGAAAGUGCUUGGCUUUUCAGGAUGUGGUACAAUUUUGACCAUAACUAUCUGAAGCCACUCCUGACCCACAGCGGGCCUCCUCUUACUUCAACGCUCCCUAGUUUCUGCGGACCCCUUGCGAGAUGCCUGACCAGCCCCCAAGCUUAUGAAAAUCAGGAACAGCUGAAAGAUGAUGAUUCCGAUCUUAUCUUGAACGAUGGCGACAUUAGCUUGACGUAUGGCGAUUCUACCGUUAGCACUGACUCGAUGUCAGCCAGUGCUCCCAGAAGGCAGAUGGGAAACCCUUCUGAAGAUGUCCUGGAUCGAGAACUUGCCUUUGGGGACCAUGAACUCGUGAUUCGGGGAACCCGCCUGGUUCUUCCAAUGGAUGAUUCGGAGCCUCCGUUAAAUAUGUUAGAUAAUGCACGGCAUGGGCCAGCUUAAUAUUUCUUUUGCUCACUAACCUGAUUGUAAAAUCCUCAUACGCAAUUGUGAAGAAAUGUGUACUACCUACCAAGUCCAAUGCAUGUAUCUGACCGUUUAAGCUGUAUAAAUCCUGUUUAUAUGGCAUAGCAAGAAUGUAUGUGUUCUGUAUAGGACAGAUUGUGAAAAAGCAAUUCUUUAACUAAAAAUAUCCCCUGUUUGCCUGCACUUUGUGGAGUUGUAUUGUUUCCAGCCCCCUGCAUAGUGAUAGUAUGGGUCCUGCUGCCUUUUUCAACCCAGUACAAAAAGAGGCCGAGUUAUUCAUUUUUCUAGUUACUCGAUACUUAACCAAAAUACCAAAUUUUGGGAGGAAGGUUUAGUUUGAGAUGGGAAAUCUUUCCCAGAAAGAUUUGGGAGCAGGAUCUAUUUCCAAUAAGAUUUCCCCAACACUCCAUGGGUCCUGCUUUUCCGUGCCAUUACGAGUGGCCUAUUUCAGGUCCAGAGCCUGAUUGCAGAACUGUACUGACUGGCUUUAGCUCUGACUAUGUUUCACCCCUGGGUGAGGGUGGGGGGUUGAUAUUGGCAAGGAAGGAUGGGGUAGGGAAGUCACAUGUUUCCCUGGACCAGAAAGAGCCAGGCUGAUGAGCACAAUGCAGUACCCUUUGUACAUCUUUUGAUGGAGGAGGGAAGUGACUGAAAUAAUUUUUAAAAAUUCCUCCUGGUCAAUAAGUAAUUCCUCUUCGUUCAUACUGAAAGAUAUAUAUAUAGACAUACAUAUAGUACAGCACAUUCUUUGGGGGGGGACUAGGGGUGGGAGGGUGGUCAUAAUAGGAUGGGGAUUUCAGAGGCCUCUCUUGAAACAUAAAAAUAUUCUGCCUCACAUAUGAUUACCUUUAGAUGCUAAAUUGCUGCUUAAGUUUUGGUCAUAUGUGAUGCCUAAAACAAACUUUGUGGUUGGGCCCUUUCUCUUUUUGGCAUUAUUUAAGCCGCUUUUCUCACUGUAAGCAGUAGACGUAGCACUCUUGAGUCGACCGCUUCCAAGUGUCAUUUGUGUAAUAGUGUAGUUGAUAAUGAAAAUUAAUUUAUAGAUCUAUUAUCGCACUUGUGCCCACUCCCAGCAUAAAAUGGAAACCCAACUGCUUUUGGGUAAACUGGAACUUGGCUUUAUCUCCGAGUCAUGUUUCCAAAAUCGAUUGCAAACUGAAAGGGAGAAGAAUGUUGCCUUUUCAGUAGUUAAAAAACAUUGCACUUUGAGAACUCCUUAGCAUGCUUUCUGGCUAAUUGUCUUUGUUUCUCUAUUUCUUUUUAACAUGAAAUACUUCAGCUGCCAUAUGUAUUGGAACUUUUUUGUUUUUUUUUCCUAGGAAGAGCACAGAACAAAAUUUACAAUUUUGCUUUCAGUUUAUUAUGAUGGAAAUUAUUUGAGAUGCAAUGAAUACUGAAGACUUUUUUUUUCCCCUCCCUCUCUUCCUUUUUUUCAAAUGCAAACACUGACUACUUAUGUUUCAGGAAAAACAAUUCAAUGGUUUUUUUGUUUUCUUGAAUCAGAGUAACCUUGCCUUAAAUUGUUUUAUCCCUGGCUAGAACUGAUCUCUUUGGUGUUGUAGUUUGUUCCCAGCAAGCUGCUCUUUUGUGUAGUAUAGGUUCGCGCUUCGUUUAUGGCAGUUUUAGCUUUAGCCGGAGUCUUCGGUACCAUAGUGCCACGUAGGAAUUCUGUGGUGUGUUCAUUUCUCUGAUGUGCUUCUUCGUGUAGUCCAAGAUUUUGUCAUUGUAUGUUUUGAGGUGCUGUAACGCUUCUCCAUACUAUUAUACGUGUUUCAAAAGGAUAUUCAAUAAAGUUCUACCACUUUUUUAUGCUGUCA